GGCGGGAGGCCAGUUUGGGCGGGGGAAGGCAGGCCUGUGGCGCUCGACUUCUGGUCCCAAGCGCGGAGCGGAGGGGCCGCCGCGACCCUGAGGAGAAAGACCGGCCGCCGGGCGCCUCUGUCCCCGGAGCGAGCGAGACGAGGAGGAUCCUGCAUCUUUUGACAGAAGAUUAUUCACAAAGGAUGGGAAGCUUUCUGUGAGAAGAAUCAUUCUCCUUUGCUUUGUGCCUGCUUUUCAAAGGACACAACUGCACUAAUUCUCCCAAGAUUGCCUCUGAAGGUUUGGAAUCCUACUCAUCUCUCAGUCUGGCUGUGUGUUUGGUAUGCGGAUUGUACCUCUUCACUGAUGAGAGGGAGAAUGGGAACCCAGGGCAGCCCUGUGAAGAGCUAUGAUUAUCUGCUCAAAUUCUUGUUGGUGGGAGACAGUGAUGUGGGCAAGGGAGAGAUCCUGGAGAGCCUUCAAGAUGGAGCAUCAGAAUCACCUUAUGCCUACAGCAACGGUAUUGACUAUAAAACCACAACAAUCUUAUUAGAUGGCAGAAGAGUCAAAUUGGAACUCUGGGAUACAUCAGGCCAAGGGAGGUUCUGCACCAUUUUCCGAUCCUACUCCAGAGGAGCUCAGGGAAUCCUCUUGGUAUAUGACAUCACCAAUCGUUGGUCUUUUGAUGGCAUAGACAGAUGGAUGAAGGAAAUAGACGAGCAUGCCCCUGGUGUACCUCGCAUCUUGGUUGGCAACCGGCUUCAUCUGGCUUUCAAAAGGCAGGUGCCAACAGAGCAGGCCCGGUCCUACGCAGAAAAAAAUUGCAUGACAUUCUUCGAGGUCAGCCCUUUGUGCAAUUUCAACGUGAUUGAGUCCUUUACGGAGUUGUCACGCAUUGUCCUAAUGAGGCAUGGCAUGGAGAAGAUCUGGAGGCCCAACAGAGUGUUCAGUCUGCAAGACCUCUGCUGCCGUGCCAUUGUUUCCUGCACACCAGUCCACCUCAUAGACAAGCUGCCUCUUCCCGUCACCAUAAAGAGCCACUUGAAGUCCUUCUCCAUGGCCAACGGCAUGAAUGCCGUGAUGAUGCAUGGCCGCUCAUACUCCUUAGCCAGCAGCGGCGGAGGGAGCAGCAGCAAAGGCAACAGCCUGAAGCGCUCCAAGUCAAUUCGCCCUCCCCAGAGCCCGCCCCAGAACUGCUCGCGGAACAACUGCAAGAUCUCUUAGCAAGCUGGUCCUGGGGAAGGUCUCCUCCAGCUGAGCGACGCCUGCACCUGCUCACUGAUAUACAGAUGUUUACACGCAUGUCACCCAUUCCUCUUGCCAGUCUGGUGGCAAUGCCUCCCAGAUGGGCAACAAGCUUGUCAACGAGCAUUAGGUUGGCAAGACCCCAUGGGGGUGAGGGCAAGGUGGUGCGUCAAGCCAAACUUGCCAGCAUGCGGUAGGUCUAUUCCUUGCCCUGCUCUGGAGGGAGGACUGUGUGGCUGCCUCAAGGAAAUGACUCUUCCUCAUUCGUGGGGUAGAGCUAAGGGUAGCUGGGAUUCCGUGCUGCAACUUUAAACUUUAACCAUUGCACUUGGGCUCCCAAGUGGGUUGCUGGUGCUAAAGUGAACACUGACUCUUUCAAAGGGGAAAAAAAGGGGGGGCAAGGUUUGUCAUAGUCAACCCAGGCUGGCUGGGGAUCCUUCAGAAGCAGUCCACUUGACAUUUUCACUCACUUAUAAAGGAAUUAUGUCACUACUUCUAAAAGGUCUCCUGGAGUGGCCCGCUUUUUUGAAAGGAAUGUCAUUGAGAGAAAUUGUUGUGCUGCCUUGUAAAUAGAAGCCACCGAGCCUUGACUCCCCGGGCUAAUUGAAGUAAGAAGGGGUUUAGUAGGGUUCAGGGGCAAAAUGAUCAAACACUCCUGAGAAUUGUAGAAAAGGCACAGGGUUGCUCUUAAUACUCUUUUUCUUUAAAAAAAAAUGUAAAAUUUAUGUUUGUGAAAGUAAGGAGAGAUUUUUCUUUCUUUCUGAACCUGAGUUUUCCAGACAUUCCUGUUAACAAGUUCAAGUGGAUAGCAAGGGCAGAGUUUGAAGGGCAUUGCUAUGUUGUGGGGGUGGGUAGUUCUCACCCCAUCCGGAAUUAGUUAAUUAUUGACCUGUGGGAUGCAUUAAAGCUAUUCCUGCCUCCAGGAGCCUGAAGACAAAAGAGUUUGCUGUUCCAAAUCUCAAAAGAUCGUGAUUGAAAGAAAAGGAGAUAACACCAUCAGAAAAUGUCACUCUUUUAUGUCUUGACAUAAUUCCUGGCUGUGCAAGGCAUGGAGAGAUCUUAGGCGCUUGUGCUAUAGCAUGUUCUCCUACUGGACAGAAAUACUUGCACGUUAUGCCAGCUUGCUUUGACAGUGUGGCUCUGGUCUGGUGGUAUUGCUUAAAAAAUCUUCUUUGAGUUGGAGAGCAGCUGGAGCCCACACGAUUUUAAAAAUCCAGGGCACAUUUCCUUUGAUUCUCUUCUCUCCUGUCUUCUCUUCUCAAGGGUUAUCAUCAUCGGCCAACAUUGAGCAAGGAAGUUGCUACUAAAGUUACAAGAGCCUCUUCUCUUAGGGAUCGGAGGUGGGGAGAAUAUUGAGAAACUGAUAAGAUUGUGCCACCAUACCUUAGAACGGAGGUGGCCUCAAUCCAGUGGUAAGCCCGAGUUUUGUUGGGUGUUUUGUUAAACUGCUUCUUACAGUCCGUGCAGAUGUUUGAGCUCCUCAGGCCUAGUUCCAGCUUUGAUGGGGUUUUCUUGUUCCCUUUCUGUGCAGCCUGACCCUUGUUCACAUGGAUUCUGAAGACUCAAGAGUUACGUCUGCUGCUGCUCAUGCUUAUUAGAUGCAUGUUGAACUAGAAUUGAAAGGAAGCCACUGCAAUUUGCCUCUGCAAGCCCUGAUAGGAAGCGUUCUAAGUUAAAGAGAGAAGGGGCUUGAUAGUAAAUGAACCAAAAGGGGAUAGAGGGCAGUCAUUUGACAUCUCUUUACAAUACAUCCUACCCACUCCAGUAUUCAUAUUCCCCCCCUUCCCUUCUCCUUUUGGAGCUAGCUGGUGAAAUGUCUUCUCCCAGGUGUCUUAUCCACAAUGGCAGCUGCUCCCCAGCUAGGAAUGGUUGCCCAGCACAUCCUUGAUUGGAAUGGGUAGUAUGAUGCUGUGAGAUGCUCUCCGCACAGCUGACCACCCGUUUUGUUCAGGAACUUCUGACCGAAGCCUGGCUGGCAGGGCUGCAUCUUGCUGCCUGCUCUUGAGAUUGCUUGGCACGAAGGGGUAAGCCAAGCCCCACUGUUGGCACAAGCUCAAGCAGGGUGGCAGGGACAGGUCAAGGGCAGGGGAGAGCCUUUAGCGGCAUCUCAUCAGACUCAGAACAAAGCUGAAGCCAAAUCCAGGCCAGGAGCAUGGAAGCUCGGAGAUUUACAGGGCAUGUCCGCAGAGCCAAGGCCACCUGUUGCCACUUGCUCAAAAUGGAGUGGGAGACAAUCACUGACUCAACAGCCUGGCAUUCUGGGGAUGUGCUGUGAACAGGUGAUCCAGGAGGCAGCCUGAACAGCCAUCUUUCCACCCUGGGUUUUAAAAUAGACACAUCCCAAAACAGCUAUAGAAUGUGCAUUGUGUUUUUGUUUCUGAAGAAUUACAGGGAACACCCUCUAUCUAUCUAUCUAUCUCUCCCCUCUCUCUCUUUCUCCAGCUUGUCAGCUGUAAAUCCUCCCUAUUGUCUCUCCAAUAGAUGAUAAAGCUUGUACAUAAGUUCUAUGGCUGCGAAUUUCCUUCCCACCCCCUUUUCUUAUUGAAGAAUAGAAGAAGAUGCUGCUGCACAUAAAAAAAACCUGUUUUCAAUUGUCUGUACUCAUUCUGUCCUCUUGCCUUCCAUUAGUUGUACAUGCAUAUUUUUGGCCUCACCUAAAUGCCUAAUUUUUCUUUUUCUUGCGCUUUAAUCGUGGCAAAUUCUUUGGAAUGAGAUUCUCUGGAAUGUCUGCCAAUCACAGCUGAACUUGUACCUUAUUUUAUUAAUGUUCAACUCAAAAGAAUGUGAUAUCAAAACACUAGAAACUAGCUGCUGUUAAACACUUGUACCAUUCCUCUGUUUUUAAUUCCUUUGUAUAGUAAAUGUUGUUAAACUGAUGGGUUUUUUUAUAUAAAUUUUGAAAAAAUUGUUUUAAAACCA
Messenger RNA from Pogona vitticeps (central bearded dragon), 4143 nucleotides. RefSeq names its product RAB40C, member RAS oncogene family (gene RAB40C). The record is from RefSeq and is a predicted model, not a curated record. Gene Ontology annotation, biological process: intracellular signal transduction. Gene Ontology annotation, molecular function: GTP binding; GTPase activity. NCBI's taxonomy places the organism in Eukaryota, Metazoa, Chordata, Lepidosauria, Squamata, Agamidae.